UGUGUGUGUGUGUAUGCGCGCAUCCUGCAUCAUCCUGUUCCGCUGAAAUCUUGGCCUCAGAUCUGACACAUACAAACUCUAGAGACAAACACAAAGUUACACCUUUAGCACGCACACACACACACACACACACACACAGAUGACUUGUUAUUUUUGUCACACACUCGUGAGCAGCUUUCAGCUAAGUUAGGAUGAUUGAGUCCAGUCAUUCCAUCUAUUCCAUCUUCUGCUGUUGUUGUUCUGUAGAGUCCCGCACCAGCACACGUGUGGAUCUGAAUUCUAGAGAUGAACACAAAUCUUCAUCCUACACAUGCAGACCGGAGCGCUCAAUGAAGAAGCUCCCUCCACCCCCUCCAGUGGAUGCCACUGAGGAGCAGGUGAUAGUCAUAGCACUGUACGAUUUCAUGGCAUGUGAAAGUGCAGACCUGAACCUGAGGAGAGGAGAGGAAUACAGGAUCCUCCACAAACAGGACCAGCUGUGGUGGAGAGCAGAGGACCAGUGCGGGAAUAAAGGGUUCAUCCCAAGUAACUAUGUCACGGAGAAACACAACAUAGAGGCUAAUGAAUGGUACUGCAAGAACAUUAACAGGUCUGAAGCUGAAAAUAUGCUGAGACAGGAGGAUAAAAAUGGUGGUUUCAUUGUAAGAGAGUCCAGCCAGCCAAAUCGCUACACGGUGUCAGUCUAUAGUAAGGCCAAAAGAGAGAGCCUGGGCGAUGUGAAACAUUAUCAGAUAAAGCAGACAGAAGCAGGAAAGUUCUUUCUGGCUGAGAAUUACACCUUCAGCUCCAUUCCUGAGAUGAUUAAUUACCACAAACACAAUGCUGCAGGUCUUGUAACAAGGUUGCGUUAUCCUGUUGGUCCAAUGGAACAGUGUAUCCCUACUACUGCGGGAUUUAGCUCAGACAAGUGGGAGAUAGACCCGAGUGAGCUGACUUUCAUGAAGGAACUCGGCAGUGGAGAAUUCGGAGUGGUGCGACUGGGAAAAUGGAGAGCACAGCACACAGUGGCCAUUAAAGCCAUCAAAGAGGGAGCAAUGAGUGAAGAGGACUUUAUAGAGGAAGCCAAAGUGAUGAUGAGGCUGUGUCACCCUAAGCUGGUCCAGAUCUAUGGUGUGUGUACAAAGCAGCAUCCGAUCUACAUUGUUCUCGAGUUCAUGGAGAAGGGCAGUCUGUUGCAGAUACUGCGUCAGCAUGGCAACAGUCUGGAGUGUGUGCAGCUGUUGGCCAUGUGCCAGGACGUGUGUGAGGGCAUGCAGUACCUCGAGCACAACAAUUUCAUACACAGAGAUCUGGCUGCAAGGAACUGCAUGGUGAAUGAGAAGAAUGUGGUCAAAGUGUGUGAUUUCGGCAUGGCAAGGUAUGUGUUGGAUGAUCAGUACACAAGCUCACUGGGAUCCAGGUUCCCAGUGAAAUGGUCUCCACCUGAAGUUUUGCACUACAAUAAGUUCAGCAGCAAAUCUGAUGUCUGGUCCUUUGGUGUGUUAAUGUGGGAAGUGUUCUCUGAAGGACGCACUCCAUUUGGGAACCGGCCAAAUGCUGAUGUUGUGGAUGAGGUGACACAGGGAGUGCGACUGUACAAACCACACAAAGCACCAACAAACAUCUACAACAUUAUGUAUGACUGCUGGCAUGAGCGGCCUCAGGGUCGGCCCUCGUUCUCCCAACUGCUGCAGAGCAUUAAAGACAUCGGUGAGGAGUUCACGCUCUAGACAAGACAACAGCAACAACAACAACAGCACAAACUGUACAACAACACACCACAACUACACACCAGUGACAGUGUAUAUGAGUGAACAGCAUGGUGACAUUCACUCCCGUUGCGUGGGUUUGCAUCCAUUUUUUGGUUGAAAUGAAAGUCACCAUCUUGCAAAAAUUGAAGCCAGAGAAUGAGCAUGAGAUACAGCCCACACUGCUGAUCACAGUACGUGUUCAUAUCCAUGAACAUCAGCUACCUCAAAAUGAUGAAUACAGCUUUAUUAAUUAAUACGUAAAAUUCUAAAGUGUAGUUAUAUGAAUUUCACCAUUGUCAGGCAUGACUGACUGAGCUACUAUUUGCUAUCUAGCUGACAUUAUUCAUCAUUUUAAUCCAAGUCAUGUAAGUACAAGUAACAAACAUAAGGUACCAACUGAAAAUAUAAACAGCAGUCAACAUUUAUAUUCAACGUACUUUUAAAGAAAGAAAAUUGCUUUUAUUCUCUGCUCAUUCAGUUGGUGGAAUUCUUUUAAAAAGGAAAGAUUGACGAAACUUUUCAAACCUCUUCGAGUGUAAGCUAGGGUCAUACAGUAAAUUAUCUUGCAAUAAAAUGUUGCUAAUGUUAGCUCAGGGUCUGUUAGAACAGUUUACUACAGAACAAAACAUGACUCUGCUACAGAACUGUCAAAGUUAUCAAUACUGUAAAUCUACAAAGUUUAUAAGAUGUUAACUGAAAUUGGCUGGACUUCAGUCAGAGCUUCAGGUGUGUGUUGGAAAGUGUGUGUGCGUUCAUGAGGCUCCACUUUCAUUUCUAGCCCAAAUUUAAACUGUCAAUCACCUCAUUAAAUACACACUUUUAGUUAUCAAAUAACUCCUAUAAAAUUAACUUAUCAAAAGGAGAAAUAUUGGGGGAGAUAUCGACUGAACUGAAAUUACAGAACACUAUUCCCAAAAAUAAUUUGUGGAGAUGUAAAUUAAAAUGGAAGUUUGGCUUAUUUUCUGUUCAUUAACAUGGGAAUAAGUGGAGUUAAAUAAUGUUCUGCAGCCAGCCACUAGGGGGCCACAGAGACAUUUUGGACUUUACUUUUAAACCCCUGUUACAAAGUCAACUCAUCAACUGUAGAAAACAUCACCUUCUAUACAGAGGUUCCAUCGCCUCCCAUAUAGAAAUGAAGCCAAAAUUCCACCACCAUGUUGUCAAAUUUGGAGCCAGAGUCUGCGCGGUAGAGACGGGAAUCGAAGUCAGGUUCACCCACUUCCUUCGUAGGUCUGCCCCUUUCUCCCAGUGGUAUAAAUGAUCAGAUGAAUAUGGGCACAUUCUCAAAUUCUCUUUAUCACAUCUCUCCAGAGCUGAGAUAUUUUCACCUGGAGAUAUUUCACUAAUACGGCUGCGUCUAGGAGAGAGAGAGAGAGAGAGCUACAUUUUCUGUAGCAGGGGCAAAAUUUCCAGCGCCCCAAAACCAUUAAAUUCGGCGAUGCUGAUUGGCCAAAUAUUUAUUAUUUUUCCCUAGCAACCAUACAUGAUUGGCUAUUUCGCUGCACUUCUGGGGCACUUUGCCGAGCGCCCAAGAAGAGAAAUGAUCCGAGUCUGUCGGUGGAAAUUCACUGUUGAAUGAGAGUCAGUUGGUGGAAAUGUUGUUUAAAUAAUUCAGAUUGCAUGUAGGCACACACUAUUAAGUAAAACUGACAUUGAUAAUAAAAUUUGUAAAAAAAAAAAAAUAUAUAUAUAUAUAUAUAUAUAUAUAUAUAUGUGUGUGUGUUAUUUAGGGCGUCACGGUGGUGUAGUGGUUAGCGCUGUCGCCUCUCAGCAAGAAGGUCCAGGUUCGAGCCUCGUGGCCGGCAAGGGCCUUUCUGUGCGGAGUUUGCAUGUUCUCCCCGUGUCCGCGUGGGUUUCCUCCGGGUGCUCCGGUUUCCCCCACAGUCCAAAGACAUGCAGGUUAGGUUAACUAGUGACUCUAAAUUGACCGUAGGUGUGAAUGUGAGUGUGAAUGGUUGUCUGUGUCUAUGUGUCAGCCCUGUGAUGACCUGGCGACUCGUCCAGGGUGUACCCUGCCCUUCGCCCGUAGUCAGCUGGGAUAGGCUCCAGCUUGCCUGCGACCCUGUAGAACGGGCUAAAGCACGUUGAAACUCAUGGGGAUGAGCACUUCUAAACAUGGUCCUGCAGCCAGCCAGCAGGAGCACAAGACCUGUGGUGGCUUCACUGUUUAGAGACAAUACUCUGUCCACUGUCACUGUUUUCUACAGUCAAUGAGUAUACUCAUAUAAAAAUCACUGGAACACACACACAACUACACACACUGCUCUGAAAUGUCCAGUAAUAACUAGAUCAUAUGAAUGUCAAAAUGUUAGAAGAUUAAUGUGUAUCGAUAUAUUUUUGUAAUAAAAAGACUUAAAAACAA
Molecule: messenger RNA, 4092 nt
Organism: Neoarius graeffei (lesser salmon catfish)
Lineage: Eukaryota; Metazoa; Chordata; Actinopteri; Siluriformes; Ariidae
Gene: txk
Product: TXK tyrosine kinase
Exons: 15
Coding region: 192-1709 (505 amino acids)
Biological process (GO): adaptive immune response; B cell receptor signaling pathway; T cell receptor signaling pathway
Molecular function (GO): protein binding; ATP binding; non-membrane spanning protein tyrosine kinase activity
Source: RefSeq, a predicted model, not a curated record